Molecule: messenger RNA, 5685 nt
Organism: Phaedon cochleariae (mustard beetle)
Lineage: Eukaryota; Metazoa; Arthropoda; Insecta; Coleoptera; Chrysomelidae
Source: the annotation of a GenBank genome assembly
CUGCGGUGUUCGUGAUAUCUGGUUCUCCACGCAUUCGCUAUUCGCUUACGUUCUACGUCUACGGUGUCGUUCUGAAAUUAAACAUGGCCGCGAGUUUGAUCUGCGUUCAUUGAUACAUCCAUAAAAUACUAAGUUGACCCGUUCUAGUGGUCAAUCGUGAUAUUAUAACCUAAAAUAGUGAAAAUUCAUAACAUAGCCCGAAGAAUUAAUAAAAUACAGCUGGAAAAUGCCCGAGAUGGGAGACGGAUCAGACUCGGAAAACUCAGGAUCAGACAACGAGAGCAAAAGUGAUUCUUCAUCAAAUAACUCAGACAGCGGAUCUGGAUCCUCUUCAUCGGACGGAUCGGACAGUGGCGGUGAGAAUGAUAAUGAAAACGGCGAGAGAGUCGGGAAUGGCUCGGUGCAUGAAGAGGAGGCAUCCAAAAAUGAAGAUGAUAGCAGCCGUCACUCAUCCCCAGCCAAACUCGAUACUUCGAGAGAGUCUGACAAGAGUACGGACCAAUAUGGCACCCGGCAAUCUGCUAGAUCGCGAAAGGCUCCCGAAAGACUACAAAGCAGAGAUAGUGAUAAAACCAGUGAUAAAACUAGCGGCAGCAAAAGCGACGAUUGGAAAUACAAUGAUGCUAGUAGUUCAGAAUCGGAACAAGAACGCGAGAGACCCCCUCCCAGCAAACGGGUCGGGGCCCGCGCUCGCGCCCCUGUUGUGAAGAAGAAACCUGUCAAAAAACGCAGCAACUACAGCUCAGAAGAUGAAUCUAGCGAGGAAUAUAGCAAUGAUGAUAAGAAGAGAGCAGUUUCCAGACGUAAAGCGGCCAACGUCAGCUAUAAGGAGGAUAGUGAGGACAAAACGGAUUCUGAAGAUUUAUUGGAAGUUGAAAACACUGAACCGGUAGUAAUUGUACCUGAAGAAAAAUGUGAGACUAUAGAGAGAGUGUUAGCUCAGCGAAGAGGAAAAAAAGGAGUCACCGGUAAUAUCACAACAACAUAUUAUGUUGAAGAAAACGGUGAUCCUAAUGAAGGCGUUGAUGCAACCGAUUUGGAAAACACCGAAGACCAGUACUUUAUCAAGUGGAAGGACUGGGCACAUAUCCACAACACUUGGGAAUCCGAUGCUAGUCUGAGAGAUCAAAAGGUAAAAGGUCUAAAAAAACUCGAGAAUUAUAUCAAGAAAGAAGUUGAGAUCCAACAAUGGCUGAAAUACUCUACACCAGAAGAUGUAGAAUAUUAUGAGUGUCAGUUAGAGUUGCAACAAGACCUUCUUACAAGCCACAACGAAGUUGAAAGAAUCAUAGCAAAGUACAAUAAACCAGAUGGCGGAACUGAUUAUUUUGUAAAAUGGGAAAGUUUACCUUACUCGGAAUCUACUUGGGAAGAUUCAGCCCUUAUUCAGAAAAAGUGGCCGGUAAAAAUUGAAGAAUUUGAAGGUCGCGAAAAAUCAACCAGGACCCCUACCAAACAUUGCAAAGUACUUAAAUAUAGGCCGAAGUUUCAUGAAGUGAAAACCCAACCAGAGUAUAUGACUGGAAAAGAUAAUACUCUAGUAUUGCGGGAUUAUCAAAUACAUGGUCUCAACUGGAUGAUCCAUUCCUGGACGAAAGAAAAUUCUGUGAUUCUUGCUGAUGAGAUGGGUCUUGGUAAAACUAUACAGACAAUAUGCUUUCUCUAUUACCUUUUCAACACACAUAACUUGCAUGGGCCUUUCUUGUGUGUUGUUCCUUUGUCAACCAUGACAUCUUGGCAGAGAGAGUUUAUACAGUGGGCUCCUGAAUUGAAUUUUGUAACCUACUUGGGGGAUGUCCAGUCCAGAGAAGCAAUUCGUCAAUAUGAGUGGUGUUAUGAAGGUUCCAAAAGACUUAAAUUCAAUGCAAUUCUCACUACCUAUGAAAUUGUUCUCAAGGAUAAAGCAUUCCUUGGCAGUUUAAGUUGGGCUGUUAUUUUGGUAGAUGAGGCUCAUCGAUUGAAAAAUGAUGAUUCAUUGCUAUACAAAGCUUUGAUGGAAUUUGAUACCAAUCACAGAUUGCUUAUCACUGGAACGCCUUUACAGAACAGUCUCAAAGAGCUGUGGGCCCUGCUACAUUUCAUAAUGCCCAAAAAAUUUGAUAACUGGGAAGAUUUUGAAAAAGAACACGAGAAUGCAUCUACCAAAGGCUAUGGUAAACUCCACAAACAACUAGAGCCUUUUAUACUGAGAAGGGUAAAAAAAGAUGUUGAAAAGUCCUUACCAGCAAAAGUAGAACAGAUCCUGAGGGUAGAGAUGACUGCUAUCCAAAAACAGUACUACAAAUGGAUUUUAACAAAAAACUACAAUGCCUUGCGCAGAGGUGUGAAGGGAUCCUCCACCACCUUCUUGAACAUUGUCAUCGAGCUGAAAAAGUGUUGCAAUCACGCUUUUUUGACAAAACCUACCGAAUACGAACAUCAAAAUUCCCAACAAGACCAUCUCCAAAUGUUGCUGAGAGGUUCCGGAAAGCUAGUACUACUAGACAAGCUUUUGAUAAGGUUGAGAGAGACAGGCCAUAGAGUUCUGAUUUUCUCCCAGAUGGUCAGGAUGUUGGACAUUCUUGCCGAAUACUUGCAACUCCGGCAUUUCCCCUUCCAACGUUUAGACGGUGGCAUAAAAGGCGAGCUGCGAAGGCAAGCAUUGGACCAUUUCAAUGCUGAGGGCUCUCAGGAUUUCUGCUUCCUACUCUCGACUCGAGCUGGCGGCCUGGGAAUCAAUUUGGCUACCGCAGACACCGUGAUCAUUUUCGAUUCCGAUUGGAACCCUCAGAAUGACCUCCAAGCUCAGGCUAGGGCGCAUCGUAUCGGCCAGAAGAACCAGGUGAACAUCUACAGGCUGGUGACUGCCAGGUCUGUGGAGGAAGAAAUCGUCGAGCGGGCGAAGCAGAAGAUGGUCUUGGACCAUCUCGUCAUUCAGAGAAUGGACACUACGGGAAGGACUGUUCUGGAUAAGAAGGGUUCAUCGAACAACAACCCGUUCAACAAGGAAGAUCUGACGGCCAUCUUGAAGUUUGGCGCCGAGGAGCUGUUCAAAGAUGAGGACGAAGAUGAAGAACCUAGCUGUGAUAUUGAUGAAAUUCUACGUAGAGCCGAAACUAGAGAUGAAGCGCCGACUAUGGUCGGUGAUGAACUCCUUUCAGCCUUCAAAGUGGCAAGUUUCGCUGCCUUCGAAGAAGAAACCGAACCUUCGCCCAUCAACAACCCUGCUGGGGAGGAAGAAAGCAAAGACUGGGACGAGAUAAUUCCCGAGAAACUUAGGAAGAAGGUAGAGGAAGAGGAGAAAAGCAAAGAGAUGGAGGACCUGUACCUGCCUCCCAGAAGCAGGAAGACUCUUCAGCAGAUCAACCAAUCGGAGAGUGACGGCGAAGAGGGUAAAGGCAGGAAGAAGGCGAAGAAAGAAGAAGAGAGUUGCGGUUCUAGCGCCGAAGGGGAAGAGUCAGAUGAUGACAGGCCGAAGAAACGUGGUAGACCACCUGGUGGGAGUAGGGAGAAGAUGAAGAAUUUCACGGAUGCUGAGCUUCGGCGCUUUAUCAAAAGCUACAAGAGGUUCAGUGCUCCUCUGAAGCGGAUGGAAGAAGUGGCUUGCGAUGCCGAACUCCAAGAAAAACCCCUGGCAGAGCUAAGAAAACUGGGCGAGAUGCUUCACGAGAGGUGCAGAGCUCACAUGAACGAACAGACCAAAGAGAAUACUGAGGCGAGUAAUCCAGAGGAACAGAAAGGGCGUAAAAGAUUGAGGGGGCCUUCUUUCAAAUUAGGAGGCGUUUCCGUUAAUGCGAAGACGAUGCUGGCUUGCGAGGAGGAACUCGAACCGCUAGAUGAAGUGAUUCCAUCUAAUCCUGAAGAUAGGAAACGCUGGAAUUUUGAUUGCAAGACGAAGACGGCACAUUUUGAUGUCGACUGGGGUCAAGAAGAGGAUACAAAACUCUUGAAGGGCAUCUACAUUCAUGGCUUGGGAUCUUGGGAGCAAAUCAAACUUGACCCGACGCUAGGCAUAGGCGACAAGAUUUUACUGAAUGAAGACAAGAAACCUCAAGCGAAGCACUUGCAAUCACGAGCUGAAUACCUCCUUAGGAUUAUGAAGAAAAAUCUCGACGCGAAAAAAGGCUUGCAGAAACCAAAGAAUAAACGCAAGAAAGAACCAAAAAUCCUGACCAAGGAAAUAGUAGAUGACGAUGGCAGCUCUAAUGAUGAAGCAACAACACAAACCACUGCAAAUACUUCUACCUCUGUGACACCACCUGUCAAAAAACCUCUUAAAGAUGACCAUGUAGCAGUUGAUAAAAAAGAAAAGAAAGAGAAGAAAAAGAGGGAAAAGAAAGCGUCUGGUCCUAUGCAUUUCUCAACAAAUGAAACCAUUGCACUCAAUGUUUUAGGUGACUUGGAUCCAUCCAUAUUUAAUGAAUGCAAGGAAAAAAUGAGGCCUGUUAAAAAGGCGCUCAAAGCUCUGGACAAUCCAGAUCAAUCACUUUCUGAGUUGGAUCAAGUCCAGCAUACCAGGGAGUGUCUUUUGCAGAUCGGAGAACAGAUAAAUACCUGUCUCAAACAGUAUACGGACCCUGAGAAGAUCAAGGAAUGGAGAAGCAAUCUUUGGUACUUUGUCUCCAAGUUCACCGAGUUUGAUGCCAAAAAGUUAUACAAAUUAUAUAAAAAGGCGUGUAAGAAGAUGGUGAAGAGCGAGAAAAAGGAUCGAGAAAGAGAGGAAGGGGCAUCCACUAGUAAAGAGAAGCACAAAGAGGGUAGAGAGGGCAAGGAACACAAGAGAAAACAUGAAAGUGAUGUGGAGAAAGAAGAGACUAAGAAGCAUCAUUCAGAAAAGAAGGAAAAACGCGAGAAGCACGAAAGGGAAAGGGACAAGGACAAGGAGAAAGACCGCGAGCGCAAGCGGCAGCGCGACGACGCUAGCGAGGACGACGAGCACCGGUACGGGCGGCACCGCAAGCCGGGCGGGUCGCAGUUCAGGCACGAGCAGCCGCCCCACGGGGAGCACGAGCGGUGGGGCGGCGGCCAGUCGCGCGACAGGUUUCCUGGGGAGCACAAGCGGCAGUUCGAGUACCAGCGGCAGGCCGGGUUCCAUAAACGGGACUAUCCGAGACAGGAGAAAAGAUCCCCAGAGAAAGGUGAUUGGCGCCAGUUUCCAAGGGGGAGAGAAGGUGGACCGCCAAUGCCAGGUCAGCGUCAGAUGUACUACAACUAUCCUCAAGGACCCCAAGGAGGUAUUCCUCCACUAUUUCCACCAGAUCAGCAGUUCAGUAGGGAAAGGUACCCGAUGGGAGACUGGAGACCGCCCGAGUAUAACAGGUUCGAUCGCCGUCAACAAUGAGUUUAAAUUUCAAUGAAUUUUUGACUAAAUUGUACAUGUUGAAAUGUACUUUUUUGUAUUAUAGUUACUGUAGUUUUUUGAGAAGUUAUUGAGAAUUUUAUUUCGUAAUUUAUUUACUUGUGAUUUUAAUUUUCCUCUCAAUAAUUUUUCAGACUGGUUGCAUUUUUCGAUUACCAAGUGUUUUAUAGUUUUGUUGUCGAAUGUACAUUUUUAAUUGAGCCACGGUGGCUUUGUAUGUCAAAUUGAUAUAUUAGGCAGGCCUACCCAUAACUGUAUAUUGAAAAUUUGGUGUACAUACAGAUAGAUAAAUAUGUUUUUGAUAUAUGUUCCAGUUGAUUUCAAUAAAAUUCCUACCUCCUUUUUAA